CUCCUGUACUCAGCGCUUUCUAUAUCACACUUACACGACUAAACAUGGCUUUUGUGAAGAAAUCUCUUUUCCUCGUACUAUUCCUUGGAUUAGUCUCACUGUCAUUCUGUGAAGAACAGAAAAGAGAGGAAGAAGAGAAGAAAAGAGAUGGUAGUGAGGAGGAAGAGAAGAGAUUUUUGCCAUGGUUAGGCCGUCGUGAUGAAGAGAAGAGAUUUUUGCCAUGGUUAGGCCGUCGUGAUGAAGAGAAGAGAUUUUUGCCAUGGUUAGGCCGUCGUGAUGAAGAGAAGAGAUUUUUGCCAUGGUUAGGCCGUCGUGAUGAAGAGAAGAGAUUUUUGCCAUGGUUAGGCCGUCGUGAUGAAGAGAAGAGAUUUUUGCCAUGGUUAGGCCGUCGUGAUGAAGAGAAGAGAUUUUUGCCAUGGUUAGGCCGUCGUGAUGAAGAGAAGAGAUUUUUGCCAUGGUUAGGUCGUCGUGAUGAAGAGAAGAGAUUUUUGCCAUGGUUAGGCCGUCGUGAUGAAGAGAAGAGAUUUUUGCCAUGGUUAGGCCGUCGUGAUGAAGAGAAGAGAUUUUUGCCAUGGUUAGGCCGUCGUGAUGAAGAGAAGAGAUUUUUGCCAUGGUUAGGCCGUCGUGAUUAA
Hyla sarda is the source of this 632-nucleotide messenger RNA. RefSeq names its product preprofallaxidin-8-like. The record is from RefSeq and is a predicted model, not a curated record. NCBI's taxonomy places the organism in Eukaryota, Metazoa, Chordata, Amphibia, Anura, Hylidae. The coding region runs from base 45 to 632 and encodes 195 amino acids. The transcript has 3 exons.